Messenger RNA from Glycine soja, 2282 nucleotides. RefSeq lists its product as uncharacterized. The record is from RefSeq and is a predicted model, not a curated record. The transcript has a single exon. NCBI's taxonomy places the organism in Eukaryota, Viridiplantae, Streptophyta, Magnoliopsida, Fabales, Fabaceae. The coding region runs from base 570 to 1967 and encodes 465 amino acids.
GCAAAGCAAACCCAACACCAAAAGAAAAAGUGGCAUCCAAACAAACAUGUACAUCAUAAUACUCUUCUCUGUUCAUUUCCAUGCUUCAGCCUUCAUUUUUCACCUACUACCACAAGGUCCUUAAACCCCACUUCCAUUCCAUAAAGCAAGAAACUUUAUUCAACUCCAAGUUUCUCUCUCUCUCUCUCUCUCUCUCUUUCCAUGCUUGUUCCUGAAUUCAUGGAUUGAUUUGACAAAUGUCUUCAACUACAAGAUACUCACCCCAACAUACAUAGAGAACCAGGUUAUCUAACUUUCUGUUACCAUUCAUUCUACUAGGUGCGAACCCUCUCCUCUUCUUGUGCUGUUUAAUCCUUUAGAUACUUUAUCUUUUUUCCAACUUUCCACUGAUUUGUAGCUUGUUCUACAAUCUAGUUUUUUUUUUUUGGUCUUUUAUGUAUCCAAAAGGUGAUCACUGAUGAUCCAAAUAUCAACACCAACUCUUUUUCUUUUGUGUUUCCUAAUUUUGGAAACCUUCUGGCUGGUUGCAAAGCAAAAUUCCAAGGCAUAACAAGGGUUGGAAACUUGGAAUGGAUUCAUUCAAUCAGAGUGUUCAGAAUUCCAGCUUCAGGUACAAUCCAAAUUUGAACACAAGGACACAUGCAGAUGAAGAAGCUGAGUUCUCAGGAAUUCUUGAUAUCUUUGUCCAUCAUGCCAGGAAUAUUCAUAACAUAUGCAUCUAUGACAACCAGGAUGUCUAUGCUAAGUUCUCUCUCACUUACAACCCUGAUGAGACUCUCUCUACAAGAAUCAUCAAUGGAGGUGGCAAAAACCCAACAUUCAAUGAAAACUUGAGGUUGAAGAUCACCCAAAUGAAUGCUGUUCUGAAAUGUGAAGUUUGGAUGUUUAGUAGGUCAAGGAUUCACAUGGAAGACCAGCUUUUGGGGUUUGCUUUGGUCCCAAUUUCACAAGUUGUUGGCAAAGGAAAGUUGACUGAAGAUUACAGCCUUUCCUCCACUGAUCUUUUCCACUCUCCUGCAGGAACUGUCCAACUAACACUGUCUUUGGACCCCUCUUUGGCAAUCAACUCCUCAGUGAAUUUGAUACCUGAAUCAGCAAAGAACUCAUCAAUAUCAUCAGAAGUUAUUUUGCUUGAUAGAAAGAUCUCAGAAGUUAUGUUGGAUCCAGUUGAGUAUGCUAGAAUUGAAUUUCCUGACAUCAGUGUGGUGAAGGAGAAUCAGCAAAUGGUAUCUGAGUACUUCAAUUUGGCUUCUCAAGAUACUAAUUCUGCUCCUUCAAGGUCCAACAUUGGAGGGUCACUACCAUUUCUUCACCUUGGUGCAUCUCCUCAACUUGAUGAUUAUGAGAUGACUAUGAUGAGCUCACCAGAUGAGAAUCAUAUAGGGCCCAUUUCUCCAAAUGAGAGCAUUCAGAACUCUUGCUUCCCAGGUUCUACCAUCACAACCUUGAGUAGUGAUGAUAUAAACUCAGCAGAUUCAGUUGAGAAAAAGAACCAUUUGAGCACUGGUGACUCAUCAAAUUCUAUCACUGUGUCAAUCACUGUGGAAGGUACUCAAAACUGUGGUGCUGGUCCAGAUACCCCAACUUCCAAGAAAGAAGAAGGUGAGGCCAGAGGUAACAAAGAUGCAAACUUCUCAAGCAAGGAAAAGGAAAGCAAAAAAAUCAAUAAUAACAACACAGAAGCUUCAAAGUUUGGUCAAGUUUAUUCAGCUCCACUAGGGAACAUCAAUUUAGAAGCUGAGCAAGCUGCUAUGCAAAAACAAAUAGUGGACAUGUAUAUGAGGAGCAUGAAGCAGUUCACUGAGUCCUUGGCAAAAAUGAAGCUACCAAUGGACCUUGACAAACCUGAAAAAGUGGAUCAUGGUGAUGUUGAUGUGAUUCAGAAUCUUGACAACAGCAAAUUAGAAAUUGAUAAGAAGAAAAAGGAUGGAUCACGUGUGUUUUAUGGUAGUAGAGCAUUCUUCUAAGUUCUAAUCACCUCCCUCUUGGUGUUGAAAAUAGCAAGCAUAUGAGAUUGUGAGAAUUUAAUUAUUAUAACAUCAGGUACCUACCUCGAUUUCCUCAGUGAUAUUUAUUGAAGAUUUUAAUUAGUCCUGGUUUGUUUGACCUGCACCUUAGGUAAUGACAAUAAUAUUCUGUUUUAGAUGUCUUAUUGAUUGUUUAACUCAUGGCUGUGCAACCCCAAAAAAUGCCUCAUGAGUAUGCAUAAGUUUUCUAUAGUGUAAUCAUGGCAAGGUUUUUGUCAAUUUUAGUACCAUUAAAAUCAGUGUGACUUUAAAGCA